Messenger RNA from Pleurotus ostreatus (oyster mushroom), 2211 nucleotides. RefSeq lists its product as uncharacterized. The coding region runs from base 1 to 2211 and encodes 736 amino acids. Gene Ontology annotation, molecular function: protein kinase activity. Lineage: Eukaryota; Fungi; Basidiomycota; Agaricomycetes; Agaricales; Pleurotaceae. The record is from RefSeq and is a predicted model, not a curated record. Gene Ontology annotation, biological process: protein phosphorylation. The transcript has 4 exons.
AUGGCCGACAUUACCUCUCCACGAAGACCUCUCACAGCUGCCAAUAAUUUUAUCUCAGGGCUAUACAGCUCAGCAACAAUGCGUAGCGUCGUUCGUGAAGAAUUAGCGGGCAAGGUUUCCAAAGAUGAUGCCUCUGUUUUCAAACGCCUCGACAUCGACCAGGUGUCUGAUGAAUUCGUCGAUUCUUGUUUCGAAUUAUCCAUAAUCCAGCAUCGAGGCCUCUUCGACGAACUCAAUAAGGUCGUGGUAGCAGCUGCCCAAGCCCGGAACAAAACGUUUGACCACAACACGCAACUCGAACAACGGGCGAAGGGGGAUAGCUGGGAGGUGAAAAUGUACCCGCCGCUUCAAAAAAUGUGCAACAUCGUCACCAAUUUCUCGCAUCCAAGGGAGCGGAAAGCGAUGAGGAACAUCAAGAUCGCUGCGAAUAGGCAACUCAAGGGGGAAGAAUAUACAACUGGCUUUCCAAAGGUUGCGCCAGACGGAACCGGAUCCCGCGCCCUCGAAUGCGAUUCUUGGUUGCAAACUGACUGGUUCGUGGAAAUCAAACCGAAGGAAAGCCAAGGUCUCGCUGCGAAAGAUGCUACCAUAUCCGAGGUCGUCUGCCAGGCCGCCGACUACGCUCGGCUCCACAUGUCGUGCCGCCCUUUCCAGCUCUUCUCAGUCGGCCUCCUCAUCUUCGGACGCAAGUUCAUGGUGGGUAUCUUCGACAGGGACGGUGUCUCGCUCUCUCCUAUCUCCGACUUCUGCGACGCCGGUGAAGGUUUCAGAACUUUCAUCAGGGUGAUCCGCCAACUCGUCAGCCCCCGCCUCUCGGAUAUCGACUUCGGGUGUGACCCUACCGCUCAGCCUCUAAGCCCCUCAUCUGAUCUUCACGCUGCUGUGCGUGAGCUCGCGAUUUCACGAGGGCUAUCACCAGACUUCCCGCCAUACGUCGUAUUGUGCCCGAGAGAGUACUCGACGACGGUCAAUGGCGUGACUUCCACAAAAUGGCUACAGAAUUCGUGGUUGACGGUUGGCCCCCCUAUUUGGGUGUCUCUCUCCCUCAUCGGCCGGGGAACGAACAUUUGGCCUGUAGUCCCGCUGAUUUGUAACUCUGGCAAGUGUAGUAUCGUCGACGGUGCACCAAUUUCGAUCCUCAAGAAUGCAUGGCGCAAUAGCGAACGCACUGGAGAGGCGUCCAUCUAUGGGAGUCUCGAUGCCCCUCCCCCUGGCGUAGCGCGCUUUUUGCAAGGAGGCGACGCCCGGUUCGACGGUGAGACGGACAUACCGAUAUCGGUGCACAAUCUGCGUAGUCAAUACCCGUACGGCGCAUGGCUCCACAGAGUUGCGACGAAUGCUGCAGCCAACGCUCCACCUGGGCCUGGGACUGGGACAGCCGUCCUCCAUCGUCUUAUCCUGCAGACCAUCGGACGGCCAUUGUGGCACUUUGGGAGCUAUCUCGAGCUGCUGAAAGCAUUCCGUGCGGCCAUCGUUGGUCAUCAGCGGCUUGUCGCUCAUGGAAUCCUCCACCGAGACAUCAGCGCUGGGAAUAUCAUGAUAUCCGCCGACGAUCAUCCCGGUGCGGGCGAAGAAGGCUUCUUGAUGGACCUUGAGUUCGCGAGGAUUAAUGAAGUUGUACAUGUCACGAAGGCCCCUGGGGGUCCGCAGCGUACGACGUGGAGUGUUCCGAGGCGGGGCAUCCAGAUGACCGGCACCGUGCAGUUCAUGGCUAGAGAGAUCUUGAACUCCAUCGUCAAAAACAAUCCAGUUGAACACACAGUAUCACACGAUCUUGAAUCGUUUGCUUGGGUCUUCGCCUACGUCGUGCUUCGCCGUCUACUUCGCGAUUCGGGAGAUGAGACGAAAUCGACAUUCACAAAGGACGAUCGAUUUGCUAUCAAAACGACGUACGACCAAUCAUUCGGCGCUCUGAAACUCGAUACUGUGCUGACUCAACGUCGUUCACUGGGCGUGUUCGACUUGAGAGAAAAUGGUAUAGAAGGACUCGUCCCCGCCGCUAUCACCUAUUUUAUGAAGGUUCUGGGAAUGCUAGUGGCCGCAAACCACGCGGCCGCUCAGCCACCUGAUCCGCGCUUUUCGGUCUUCAUGGCUACCCUCCCGCCGAUAGUCUCUCUGCCUUCGCAAACCAAAAUGACGCACUUGCAUUUUAUCCAGCUCAUCGACGCCACUAUUCAAACACUUGUGAGCGAGGCGCAGAUAGACGAAUGA